AUGAUUCCUUUUACUGGUCGAUGCCCAGUGCGCCAGUAUGUUCCGGGGAAACCACACCCAACUGGAUUGAAGGUGUUUGUCUUGGCCGCACCAACCGGUCUGGUCUUAGACUUUGUGGUCUACCAAGGCAAGACUACCUUCACAGUCACAGAAGGAAAGGGCAUCGGAGAGCAAGCUUGGUUGGACAACAAGCCAGUUGCCAUGGCAUCCUCUGCCUAUGGCAUUGAACCUCAGGACACACACAGAAGAUGGUCCAAGAAAGACAAAAGGUUUGUCCAGGUGUCAAGGCCACUGGCAAUUGCUGAGUACAACGCCAACAUGGGGGGUGUGGACUCGGUUGAUCGAAUGUUGAGUUUCUACAGGAUGGCCUCUCGCACUCGGAAAUGGACAGUGCGUGCAGUUUUCCACUUUUUUGACCUGGCAAUCACCAACUCCUGGCUUCAGUAUAAGAGUGACCGCCAGUUUCUGGGGAAGAAACCACUGAAGUUCCUUUAUUUCAAACUGCUCCUUGGUGAAGGCUUGAUUACUCGGGCCCAAGCAGGAGUCACAAGUGACAGUGAAGAUGACUACACUCCCCCACGUCAAAAGUGGAAACCGCAGCCAAAUGCAAGUCUGAGGCACUAUGGCGCAAUCCAUCUUCCAGAGAUGGUGGACGAAACACAUGCAUCAAGGUGUCGCAGAUCCGGCUGCAGGAGCAAAACCUACGUGAUGUGCACGAAGUGCAAGGUGUUCCUUUGUGUUUCCAAGAAGGGGAAUUGCUUUUUGAAGUAUCAUACCAAAUAA
This is a messenger RNA of Menidia menidia (Atlantic silverside), 783 nucleotides long. The record is from the annotation of a GenBank genome assembly. Lineage: Eukaryota; Metazoa; Chordata; Actinopteri; Atheriniformes; Atherinopsidae.